Molecule: messenger RNA, 1575 nt
Organism: Tremella mesenterica DSM 1558
Lineage: Eukaryota; Fungi; Basidiomycota; Tremellomycetes; Tremellales; Tremellaceae
Exons: 4
Coding region: 1-1575 (524 amino acids)
Biological process (GO): vesicle-mediated transport; protein geranylgeranylation; small GTPase-mediated signal transduction
Cellular component (GO): cytosol; nucleus; cytoplasm
Molecular function (GO): GDP-dissociation inhibitor activity
Source: RefSeq, a predicted model, not a curated record
AUGUCCCCGUCGGAAUUAGAAUCAGAUACAUACGACGUAGUGGUCAUAGGUACCAAUUUAUCCGGUAGUAUUGUCGCAGCAUCUCUAGCCAAAGCGGGAAAGUCUAUACUUCAUAUCGAUCCGAACGAAUACUACGGUUCCUCACACUCUUCUUUAACACUAGACGAACUUAUUCAAUGGUCAUCACUUCAUUCCUCCCCUUCUCUCACUUCACAUCAAUAUUCUCAAGCUUCCACUUCCACUUUAACACCUUCUCUUCAUUCCGAUAGACGACGUUAUGCUCUUUCACUCUAUCCUGCUAUACUUCCUUCAAGAGGUUCAAUGAUCCAAACUCUCAUAGAUUCAGAAGUUAGCAAAUACGUUUCUUUUCGUCUUCUCGGUUCUGUCUCUGUAUACAACUCCACCCAACCAUUAAAUUCAUCAGGAGAGAAAGAAGAAACUGGGAUGGUGAAGAAUAGUAAAGAAGUGAAAGUCAGAAGAGUACCAGGUAGUAAAGAAGAUAUCUUUAAAGAUACUUCUAUAAAUCUAAGAGAUAAGAGAAAACUCAUGAAAUUCUUACUUUGGGCUUCGGGAUCAUAUGAGAUCACAACGGUAUUCAUGGAGAAUAAACAUAAAAGGAUGGGAGAAUUUUUGAAGGAUGUUUUUGGUUUAGAUGUGAAAUUGGCGGAUCAGAUUUGUUACGCUAUUGCUCAUUGUGAUGAUCCGGAGGAAAAAGUGGAAAGGGUGUUGGGACGUAUGAAUAGGUAUUUGAAAAGUAUUGGGAGAUAUGGCUCAGGAGCUUUCUUGGUGGGACAGUAUGGUUCUGCUGGAGAGGUAGCACAGGGUUUUUGCAGAGCAUGUGCGGUAUACGGAGGAACAUACGUUCUUGGGCCAUCCGCCAAAUUAGAAUCCAUUUCAGCUUCUGAAGAUGGUGUGAUACUCCGACUACCUUGUCACCCGAGAGAUAUAAAAGCCUCAAAAGUGAUUUCAACUGCCGAACAUUUGCCUGAGAAUUUACGACCCGCCGCAGCCGAGGUGAUAAUCACCACCGCUCAAUGUAUCGCCAUCUUACCAUCUUUUCCUGAACUUCUCCGUCAGUCGCGUGGCUCAGUCCACGAGAAGCAAGACAUUCAAGAGAACGAAAAUAUUUCAGACAGGCAGUCAGAAGGUACUCAGACGGAAGAAGAGGGAUCUGAGGAAAAUGAAGAUACAGCGGUAUUGCUUUUUCCGCCGGAGGGAGAAAUGGGUUUGGUUCGAGCUUUGAUCAUGGGAGAAGGUACAGGUUCAUGUCCUCCUAGACAAUUAUCAGAGUCAACACCACCAAAAUGUCUCGAACCAUAUUUAUCACGAUUAUCUUCCGAACCCCUCUUCUCUGCAUUUUACUUCUCUCAUAGACCGAAGUAUGAUAUACCCGCCGAGAAACUUCUGCCGUCGGAUAAAAACAUAGUGUUGUUACGUCCCUGUGAAAGUCUAGAUAUGACGGAAGGGAUGGACUGGGAAGCGAAACAGGCAGAAGCUGCUUUCUGGCAGGUUGUGGGUAAAGAUGGGCAAGUGGGAUAUUUCGAGAAGACGGAGGAAGGUGAAGAGUCUGAGUAG